Molecule: messenger RNA, 1395 nt
Organism: Chaetomium fimeti
Lineage: Eukaryota; Fungi; Ascomycota; Sordariomycetes; Sordariales; Chaetomiaceae
Exons: 1
Coding region: 154-1254 (366 amino acids)
Source: RefSeq, a predicted model, not a curated record
GUCGAGUCAACGACCAUCGACGUGAACAUCUUCAUUGUAUAACGAGAUACCCCGAUUUGGCAUUUAAACAUCAGGUCCUACACACUUCCUUCCUUCCUGCUCAACCCAACACCCAACUCACUCCAAUUCGUUACAAGUACAAACAUUGUCAAAAUGGCUACAGUCGCUUCCACGAGCUCGGCGAAGACUUCCGUCAGCGCUAAGUGGGCUGACCUCGUCACCAAGGGCAAGGAGGUAAAGACCACGGCCAGGAGUCAACAAGGCAAGAACGUCAAGACGACCGCUAGGAGUUAUGAGCAGAUCCAGCGAUUCAUUCUCUUGACCAACAUCCUGAAUAAAGCCGGCCUGUCUGUCAACGAGGUGAGGGAAUGUCUGAAGAAGUAUGUUAACUUCCUGACGCCCGACGACCUCAUGGAGUUGGCCACCCACCUACCUGGUCUGGAGAGCAUUGACGGGAUGGAUCUGCCAUACGUCACGGCCAUCGCCAGCUUGAGCAUGGGUAAGAUGACAGCGGAGACUGUCAUCGAGACGGCGGUCAGGGCAAAGCUUCGCUUCGUCGACAAGCCCGCCCUGGCUUACGGAGAGAAGGGCUGGUUGAGGCACCUGUUGCACGCGUUGGCGCAGGAUUCCUCGCGGCAGCAUGGGGUACAGGCCGAGGCGUGGUUUGGGAAACCUGAUUGCGCGCUCUGGCUUGCGUUCAUGGCCCGCUUCCGGGUGUUGCUGUCCGAAGAGGAGUGGUGCGUUUAUUUGUCCCCGUCCGUUCGGGACGCCUACCGCGACGGUUGGUUAGGUGUCUUCGAUCUGGAGCGUAGCGCCAGGCGGUCGGCCCCGGCCCCCUCUUCUGGUCCUGUAACCCCGGCCUGGAGCGGUCUGCUCAAGGCCAACCCAAGGAUCCAGAACCCUCCAGCUCGGGUCCAACCCCCGGCUGCGGUCAUCACCACUCCGUUCCUUACUACAAAGUUCUUCUCCCUCCAGAUGCAAAGCCCAUUGUACCUAUCCCUAGUUAAGAAGGUCCCCGCCAGCGUUAGACAAAGGUCCAACGAGCUGCGCCAUCAGCUCCGUCUGCCGCAGAUGGCCUACAAACCCCAAAAGGGAGGCAUCUCUGCUAGGGGUCGAAGGGGGAAUCAGGCGGAGCAAAGGACGGCCGGUGACCGUGACUCGGAAGCUAGUGGAGAGGUCGGGAAGCCGGUAGACGAGACAGAGGAGGGAUGGACGGUGGUUAAGAACAGGAAACAGAAGGCGGCCUCUCGCUAGGCAGGUAUCUUAGGUAUCAAGGAUUGAAUUAAAGAGAAAUAGACUUUUUUGACGAUAACUUAGCGCGUGCACCGCCGGGAGCGUACUCUGUAACUCUAGGAAUUGCUAAAGCAAAGUGAAGUGGUAGAUGUUGUAUAUAGA